Molecule: messenger RNA, 1850 nt
Organism: Rhodamnia argentea
Lineage: Eukaryota; Viridiplantae; Streptophyta; Magnoliopsida; Myrtales; Myrtaceae
Product: glucan endo-1,3-beta-glucosidase 14
Exons: 5
Coding region: 168-1319 (383 amino acids)
Biological process (GO): carbohydrate metabolic process
Cellular component (GO): plasma membrane
Molecular function (GO): hydrolase activity, hydrolyzing O-glycosyl compounds
Source: RefSeq, a predicted model, not a curated record
UGGGGCAGAGAAUCGUUUAGGUGGAAGUGACAGCAAAUUUACGAAACAACUCCCUCUCUCUCUCUCUCUCUCUGUCUGGGAGGUUGCUGCCGGGUGUUGCUGCUGACACCCUUUUUUUCUUGGUGGGGUGUUGGGGGCGGGGAGGUCUUCGAUCAAAGAACGCAGCAAUGGCUUCCUCUUCCUCACUCCUCAGACUCGUCUUCCUUAUCCUCCUUUCUCUCUCAGAUUCUGCAAUUCAAAUUAUGGGCGUGGAAUUCGGGAUUAAUUAUGGCCAAAUAGCGAACAACCUGCCCUCACAUUCUCGGGUGUCCACCCUCCUUGGAUCCCUCAACAUCAGCAGAGUAAAGUUGUAUGAUGCAGAUCCUAAUGUCCUCCUCGCGUUUUCCAAAUCCAAUGUCGACUUCAUCAUAGGUCUAGGCAAUGGGGAUCUCCAGAAUAUGACCGAUCCCGUCAACGCCCAAGAUUGGAUCCAACAGCACGUCCAGCCUUACAUCGGCCAAACCCGGAUCACCUGCAUCGUGGUCGGUAAUGAAGUGCUCAACAGCAACAAUACCCAAUGGAUGGCUUAUCUCCUCCCGGCGAUGCAAACCGUAUAUUUAGCACUUUCCAAACUUGGACUGAAUCAGCAAGUUGCGGUCACAACCGCGCAUUCGCUCAAUAUUUUAGCUACUUCAUACCCACCCUCUGCAGGUGCUUUCAGGCAAGAUCUUGCCGAGUACCUCCAACCCCUGUUGAAUUUUCAGGCGCAGAUAGAUACUCCAUUUCUCAUAAACGCCUAUCCUUACUUUGCCUAUAAGGAUAAUCCGAGCGAGGUGCCGCUGAAUUAUGUGCUUUUCCAGCCUAAUGAAGGGCUCACCGAUCCCUUCACCAACUUACACUAUGAUAAUAUGUUGUACGCUCAAAUUGAUGCGGUUUAUUCAGCUAUUAAAGCGAUGGGACACACUGAUAUCAACGUCAGGAUUUCCGAGACAGGUUGGCCAUCCAAGGGUGAUGCUGAUGAGGCAGGGGCUACUCUGGAGAAUGCACAGAUAUACAAUGGGAAUUUGUUACAGAGGAUAGAGCAGAAACAAGGUACCCCGGCUAAGCCAUCGGUGCCUAUUGACAUAUACGUGUUUGCGCUAUUUAAUGAGAACUUGAAGCCUGGUCCGACAUCGGAGAGGAACUAUGGACUCUACUAUCCAGAUGGUACUCCAGUUUAUAGCCUUGGCUUGCAACGUUAUCUUCCAGAACUAUAUUCAGCGGUUUCAGCGGCUGGAACAAGAGUAUUGCCUUUCUUUGUUGUUUUAGUAUCCAUCACGACAUUCUUAAUGCUUAUUUGAGAGCAUGCUAAUCUGUUUACCGAGGGAACAUUUCGACAAAACAUCUGGAGAUUGUUUACAUGUCAAAGCAGCCUUUUAGUAAUAUGGGAGUUCCACUCCUGGCUCAUAAUCUUGACGAGUUCAAGGAACAUGCGCUAAGAAGGAAGAACGAAGGCACUUCCCGUUGAUUUUCUUUGUACUAGAUAUAAUUCUGCAUCAAGGGGCACAUAGCUGGAGAUUGCAGAGAGUGGGAGUUGAACUUGACGAAUGUACUAGUACGUCUAUCAUUCACAGUUGAAAAACACAAACUACUUACUAAAGUGUAGGAUCUUAGGAAAUUAACACGCUGAUUCACGGCACAACUUAUACGAUAGAUCAUUAGAUAUAGCGGGUCGAUAUGAUCUUUGUACGAACGCGUUCCAAGAGGGAGAACCUGCCGAUGUGGAAGAAGGUUUGAGCUCUUUCGUCGUCUCUCUUUCUCUCGGGGGUGUACGGACUUUACGUUAUUUUCACCUCAGUCAAUAAGAUGGAGCGAUGAGUUUGUACCGGAUA